AUGAAGAGUGACUGGUCAAUGGACAAACCAAGAACCCAGUUCAGAGAGGAGGACGGUUCUACUGACCAUGGAAUUCAGCAGAAGAUUCCCAGUGGUCAGUCCUCUCACAGUGAUGAAAACCCAACUCAGGAUUUUUUAUCUGACUAUGACGAGGUCCGAAGAUCAGUUCAACUGAGAGUCAAAUCCUGCCUACAGACAAAGUUUCAGUAUAUCACAGAGGGAACAGCAAAACACAGAAAUCCAGCACUGCUCAACGACGUCUACACGGAGCUCUAUGUCACAGAGGGUGACAGUGGAGAGGUCAAUAACGAACAUGAGGUCAGACAGAUUGAGACGGUAUCCAGGAGACCAGAAACACAGGACACACCAAUCAAAUGCAACGACAUCUUUAAACCCUUACCUGGACAAGACAAACCCAUCAGAACCGUGCUGACAAAGGGAGUUGCUGGCAUUGGAAAAACAGUCUCUGUGCAGAAGUUUGUUCUGGACUGGGCCGAAGGAAAAGCCAAUCAGCAAGUUUACCUUAUGUUCCCACUUCCCUUUAGAGAGCUGAAUUUGAUGAAGGACAGGCAGUGUAAUAUGAAAGAUCUUCUUCAUCAUUUUUUCCCAGAAAUUAAAGGAUUAAAGUGUGAGGACCUUGACAACAACAACAUUAUUUUCAUCCUGGAUGGCCUGGAUGAAUGUCGACUCUCCCUGGGUCUUCAGGAUGACAGAAAUUUGUGUGAUUUAGAAAAAUCAACUUCAGUGGACGUACUUCUGACCAACCUCAUCAAGGGAAAUCUGCUUCCCUCUGCUCUCCUCUGGAUAACCUCCCGACCAGCUGCAGCCAAUCACAUCCCACCUGAAUGUAUCCAGCGAGUGACAGAGGUCCGAGGAUUCAGUGGUCCACAGAAGGAGGAAUACUUUAAGAAGAGAAUCAGUGAUGAGAAACUGGCCAGUAGAGUUUUUGCACACGUCAAAUCAUCAAGGAGCCUGUAUAUCAUGUGUCACAUACCAGUCUUCUGUUGGAUUUCAGCCACUGUUCUAGAGAGAAUGUUGGAUGAAGCAGAGAGUGGAGAGAUCCCAAAGACUCUGACUCAAAUGUACGCACAUUACUUGAUUAUUCAGACAGAAAUGAAAGAGAAGUACACAGAGAGAAAAGGAACAAAUGAAGAAAUCAUUUUUAAACUGGGGAGACUGGCUUUUCAUCAACUUGAAAAAGGCAACCUCAUCUUCUAUGAGGAGGAUCUGAGAGAGUGCGGCAUUGAUGUGAGAGAAGCAUCAGUGUACUCAGGAGUGUGCACCCAGAUCUUUAGAGAGGAGUUAGGGUUGUACCAGGGGAAAGUGUACAGCUUUGUCCAUCUGAGUCUUCAGGAGUUUCUGGCUGCUUUGUUUGUGUUUCUUUCUUCCAUCAACAAGGUAAACACGGCCCAUUCACAAACGGGACAACUUUCAGAUCUCUUCCACCAGAAAACGAUGUCCGAAACGUUAAAGACAGCAGUGGACAAAGCCUUACAGAGUGAGAAUGGUCACCUGGACCUUUUCCUCCGCUUCCUCCUGGGCCUCUCUCUGGAGUCCAACAAGACCCUCCUACAAGGCCUCCUUUCAGUGACAGGAAGCAGCUCUCAAGGCAAAGAGGAAAUCGUCAGCUACAUUAAGGAGAAGAUUCGAGAGAAUCCAUCAGCAGAGAAAUCCAUCAAUCUGUUUUACUGUUUGAACGAACUGAAUGACCGUUCUUUAGUAGAGGAAGUCCAGAGAUAUCUGAAAGGGAGGGGUGAUGUUUUGUGCCUCUCCGGAGUUCGUCUCUCUCCAGCUCAGUGGUCAGCUUUGGUCUUUGUUUUGCUGACCUCAGAGGAGAAGCUGGAAGAGUUUGACCAGACAAAAUUUGCCCAGUCAGAGCAGUGCACCCUGCGGAUGCUGCCAGUGAUCAAAAUGUCCAGAAAAGCUAUGCUGGCUAACUGUGAGCUUACAGAGAAAAGUUGUGCGGAUCUGGCCCAAGCUCUCAGCUCAAACUCUGCAUGUUUAACAGAGCUUAACCUGAGUGGGAACUACCUGCAGGAUUCUGGGGUCAAGCUGCUUUCUGCUGGACUGAGAAGUCCAAACUGUAAACUACAGAAACUCUGGCUGUGUUACUGUGAACUCACAGAGGAAAGCUGUACACAUCUGGCCUCGGUUCUGGGUUCAGAAUCCUCCAGCCUUAGAUAUCUGAACCUACGAAAUAAUGAUCUGCAGGAUACAGGAGUGAAAAAGCUCUCUGCUGGACUGACAAACCCCAACUGCAAACUAGAAUCACUGAUGCUCUAUAACUGUUAUCUGACAGGGAAAAGCUGUGAAGCUUUAGCAUUGGCUCUCCACUCAGAGACCUCCAGUUUGAGAUUUCUGGACCUGAGUCACAACAACCUGCAGAAUUCAGGAGUCAGUCUGCUCUCUGAUGGACUGAAGAAUCCACACUGUAAACUGCAGACUCUCAAACUGUUUAACUGUAAACUGACAGAGAGAAGCUGUGCUGCUCUGGCCUCAGUUCUCAGUUCAACGUCCUCCAGCCUGAGAGAUCUGGACCUGGGAAACAAUAAACUCCAGGAUCUGGGAGUGAAGCAGCUCUGUGUUGGACUGGAGAAUCCACACUGUAAACUAGAGACAAUAAAGAUAUCUGGUUGUAAUCUCACUGAGGAGAGUGGUGUAACUCUAGCCUCAGUUCUCAGUUUACAGACCUCCAGUCUGAGAGAUCUGGAACUGGGUGACAAUAAGCUACAGGAUUCAGGAGUGAAGCAGCUCUCUGCUGGACUGCAGGAUCCUCACUGUAAACUAAGGACACUGAGGCUGUUUAACAACCAGUUUACAGAAGAAGGUUGUGCUGCUCUGUCUGCUGCUUUGAGGUCAAACCCCUCUCUCCUGACGGAACUGGAUCUGAGCAAGAACACACUGGGAGAUGUGGGAGCGAACCAGCUCUCUGCUCUACUGGGGGAUCCUGACUGUAAUCUAGAGAAACUAGAGUUGAGACAGUGCAGCAUCUCAGAUGAAGACUGUAACAGCCUGGCUUCAGCUAUCAGAUCAAACCCAUCACAGAUGAGAGAGCUGGAUCUGAAAUACAAUAAAAUUACAGACUUAGGAAAGAAGCUGCUAUCUGCCUUACAGGAGGACAGCAAACUGGAGAAAUUAAAGUUACGCAAGUCUAAGCGCUGGAUCGUCGCGUUAAGGAACUACACUUUCACUGCCGUAUAG
This is a messenger RNA of Chanos chanos (milkfish), 3201 nucleotides long. Its product is annotated as NACHT, LRR and PYD domains-containing protein 3-like. The record is from RefSeq and is a predicted model, not a curated record. The coding region runs from base 1 to 3201 and encodes 1066 amino acids. NCBI's taxonomy places the organism in Eukaryota, Metazoa, Chordata, Actinopteri, Gonorynchiformes, Chanidae. The transcript has 11 exons. Gene Ontology annotation, molecular function: protein binding.